UUUGAAUACGUAUAAAUGCACCGAUAUUAAAUUCAAAGGCUUAGUGGGUUGGGAUUGGGAAGUGUACUGGUAGUGCUGAAGUCAUAUCAGUUUUCUUUCCAAAAAUUUUAAAGUUAUUUACCCACAAUAAAUUGCAUUAAUUAGGUUUGCUACUCAAAACGUGUGUUCCAACUUAAAUGAAAAUAGAAAGCCGAGCAAAUAAUACGACGUCGUCUUAUAAAGAAAACCUCAAAAAGGGCAAAAAAAAAAAAAAAAAAACACGCGUGCUCUCUUCUUCUUCCACCGAAAUUCAAACAUUUUUUUAUUAUAAAAUAGCUAAAAACUAGAAAGUGGCUUUGGAGAUUUUUUUUAAUUUAAAAUUUUGAAAUUCAAGGCGAGAAAAAAGAGUUCAAAAUUGAAAUUGAAGGUGUAAUGGUUCUCCAAGACUCAAACUACGAGGCACGAAGGGACUUUCCAUAGCCCGUCGAUACCUGCCAGAAUUUCCACUUUCCGUUUAGUCUCUCAGGUUUAGCUCAUUGGCAAAAUCCUACGCUCAAUUCAGUUCAGUUGGUAAAAUUCAAGAAAGAGAGGAAAAUGACGCUUCUAAGUAGAUUCUUUUACAAAAGACCCCCAGAUGGGUUGCUUGAAUUUGUAGAGAGAGUAUAUGUGUUUGAUUCGUGUUUUUCCACCGAGGUCUUGCCUGAGGAAAUGUACCAAAUAUACCUAGAUGAAAUUAUUACUGAGUUACAUGAAGAAUUCCCGGACUCAUCCUUCCUUGCAUUCAAUUUUCGUGAGGGUGAGAAACGUAGCCAGUUUGCUGAGAUACUAUGCGAAUACGAUGUUACAGUUAUGGAUUAUCCGCGGCAGUACGAGGGUUGUCCAAUCCUCCCAUUAUCUCUCAUUCAACAUUUUCUCCGUGUUUGUGAGAGUUGGCUCUUGCUUGACAAGCAACAGAAUGUUAUUCUUCUCCAUUGUGAGAGGGGAGGUUGGCCACUCUUGGCAUUUCUUUUAGCUAGCUUUCUCAUUUUUAGGAAAUUGCAUAGUGGUGAACGAAAGACUCUUGAAAUUGUACAUCGAGAAGCUCCUAAAGGUUUCUUGCAGCUCUUGUCGCCUUUGAAUCCUCUUCCGUCUCAGCUUCGAUACCUUCAGUAUGUGGCAAGAAGAAAUAUAGCUCCAGAGUGGCCACCUCCUGAGAGAGCACUUUCUUUAGACUGUGUCAUUCUUCGAGCCAUUCCAAACUUCGAUACCCAUAAAGGCUGCACUCCAAUUAUCCGUAUUUUUGGUAGGAAUCUACUUAGUAAGGGUGGGCUUUCGACCCAGAUGAUAUUCUCCAUGCCCAGGAAGAAGACACUUCGGAACUACCGUCAAGAAGACUGUGAUGUCAUCAAAAUUGACAUUCAGUGUUUAGUGCAAGGAGAUGUUGUAUUGGAGUGUGUCCAUGUAGAUUUGGAUCCAGAGAGGGAAAUUAUGAUGUUCCGUAUUAUGUUCAACACUGCAUUUAUUCGUUCCAAUAUACUGAUGCUGAAUUCGGAUAACUUAGACAUUCUAUGGGAUUCAAAGGAACGCUAUCCAAAAGGCUUCCGAGCUGAGGUAUUGUUUGGGGAGUUUGAGAGCAUCUCUCCUCCUAAAGCUCCAACUACAAUUUUAAAUGGCGAGGAGAAAGGUGGAUUGCCCCUUGAAGCUUUUUCGAGGGUUCAAGAACUUUUCAAUGGGGUUGAGUGGGUUGAUAGCAAUGAUGAUGCAGCCUUGUGGUUGCUUAAACAGCUCUCUGUACUAAGCGAUGCAAAAGAAAUUUCAAGGUUGCAAAACAAAGUGAAUUUAUAUUCGUCACCUGCUGACUCUGAAGAAGAAAAUAAUGCAUCUAGCACUGCUGACAGUGCUGAUGAAGCGUUUGAUACUGUUUCCAAGGCUUCAGCAGAUUCAACGAAAGCAUUGAUGCUGGACACAUUUGAUUCAAUGCCUGUAUCAUUUGAAAAUGAUGGUCCACCAGAAGCGAACCUUGCUUCAGAGUCUCCUGAUCAAGAGUUAAUUGGACCUGUUCUGCACUCUCUUCAUCAACAAUCAUUAGAUACAAGUAAUGGAUCUCCACCUUGUUCAUCCCCUCAAUCAUUGCCAUUACCACCACUAUCAAUGGAACCAUUAUGUCCUGUGCUUCACCCUCCACCACCACCACCACCGCCACCACCACCACCGCCGACGCCACCACCAGCUCCUUCCGUUGGUGCUUGUAGAGAUUCUUUAGACGCCCUACCUUCCAGUACUAGCAGAGGUCCACCAAUACCACCACCUAUUGCUCUACCUGGUUGUGUCUCUAGCAAAGAUCCACAAACUAUGUCUCCCCCACCACCACCACCUCCUCCUAAAAUCUAGUCAGAGUCUUUGCCGCCACCCCCGCCUCCACCUCCUCCGUUUUUUGGGAAGUGCACCCAACAAGUACAAUCAAUAGCAGCACCGCCUCCUCUUCCUGCAACUAAACAAGCUACAACCACCUCCUCCUCCUCCACCAUCCAUCACCGCCUCCCUCCACCUCCUCCACCAUCCAGAUCAAGUUAUGGUAGUGGACCAACACCUCCUCCACCUCCUCCUCCUAUGAGUGGUAGCCUUGGUAAUAAUACUAGGCCAUCACCCCCACCUCCACCUCCUUUAGGACCGGGAAGGCCAACCCCGCCACCUCCACCACCAGCACCAAUGCCCCCAAGUGCUCCUCCUCCACCCUCAAGUCAUGGUGCAACACCACCUCCUCCACCACAUGGAGCAAAGGGCUCUAAUGCACCACCGCCCCCGCCACCAGCCAUUGGAAGGGGCAGAGCUUCUUCUGGGUUGACAAGUCUUGGAAACGGUCGUGGCAUUGGUGCUACUAAUGCCCCGAAGAAAAAUUCGUUAAAGCCCUUACACUGGGUCAAAGUUACUCGAGCAAUGCAAGGGAGUUUAUGGGCAGAUUCUCAGCAACAGGAAAAUCUGUCAAGGGCUCCAGAUAUAGAUAUGACAGAACUUCAAAAUCUGUUUUCAGCAGCCUCUGCUUCAGAUGGGAAUGGCAGUAGGGGUGGAGGUCGACGCGGUUCUACCAUCACCAAACCUGAGAAAGUGCAAUUGGUUGACUUGCGACGAGCAUAUAACUGUGAAAUCAUGCUCUCAAAAGUAAAGAUCCCUUUGCCAGAUAUGAUUAAUGCAGUUCUGGCCCUGGAUUCUUCUGUUCUUGACAUUGACCAGGUUGAGAAUCUCAUUAAAUUUUGUCCUAGUAAAGAAGAAAUGGAAACUUUGAAGAACUAUACAGGCGACAAGGAAAUGCUAGGAAAAUGUGAACAGUUUUUCGUAGAGCUGAUGAAGGUUCCACGAGUAGAAUCCAAGUUGCGAGUAUUUGCUUUCAAAAUUACCUUUUCUAGUCAGGUGAAUGACUUAAGACUUCAUCUGAAUACAAUCAAUGGUGCUGCUAGAGAGGUUAAAGAAUCCGCAAAACUACGACAGAUAAUGCAGACAAUUCUUACUUUGGGAAAUGCCUUGAAUCAAGGCACUGCUCGAGGAUCUGCCAUAGGAUUCAAAUUGGACAGCCUUCUUAAAUUGUCUGACACCCGUGCAAGAAACAACAAAAUGACUUUAAUGCAUUAUUUGUGUAAGCUCAUUGCUGAGAAAAUGCCAGAGUUGCUGGAUUUUAAUAAGGAUCUUGUUCAUUUAGAAGCUGCCUCUAAGAUUCAGUUGAAAGCUUUGGCUGAAGAAAUGCAAGCUGUGAGUAAAGGUCUUGAAAAGGUUGAGCAAGAACUUGCUGCUUCAGAAAAUGAUGGAGCAAUCUCUGCUGGCUUCCAAAAGGUCCUGAAACAUUUUCUUGAUACUGCUGAAGCCGAAGUAAGGUCACUAAUAUCCCUGUACUCUGAAGUGGGAAGAAAUGCAGAUUCUUUGUCUCAAUAUUUUGGGGAAGAUCCAGCUCGGUGUCCUUUUGAACAAGUGACACAGGUCUUGUUCGUUUUUGUCAAGAUGUUCAACAAGUCACGAGAGGAAAAUGAAAGACUCGCGGACGUCGAAAAAAGGAAGCUUGAAAAGGAAGCCAUGAAAGAACGAACUGUAACUAAUUCAUCUGCAAGGAAAGAUGGUGUUAAAUAGAGCAACAUGAUAUAUACACAUGUUUAUUUUUUGGUGGGUAAAAUCAAUAUAUUGCAGAAACAGGCGGUCAAUUUUAGAAUUGACUUUUAGUUCAUGCCCAAAUUCGACCAACAAUUUACACAAGGUUGACAAGUGCAAGUGGAAAUUCUGAUGUGUGCCCAAUUAUUUUAAAGAGGCAGGUUUUUACUUUUUCCGAAGCUGCUGUUUAGGUCGAGAUGGCAGCCAGAUGGCAACUUGACCUUUGCUCUCUUUGAAACAUCCUCGACCCAUGGAUCAAUUGUAUUCAAGCUGUAAAUAUUAUAAGAACAGAUGCUAGCAUUGUAAUCCUUUGCUUGCAUCGCUUGAAACAUUUUCUAGCAUCUUAUCUGAUUUCGUGUUAUGUCAAUUUCUCCCUGUACUAGACAAUCACAAUUUUGUGCCUCCCAAAUUGGUUGAUGUCUGUGAUUACGAGGUUGGUUAUCAAUGAUCUUGUCACAGGUACAAA
Molecule: messenger RNA, 4558 nt
Organism: Prunus persica (peach)
Lineage: Eukaryota; Viridiplantae; Streptophyta; Magnoliopsida; Rosales; Rosaceae
Product: formin-like protein 14
Source: RefSeq, a predicted model, not a curated record